AUAUCCAUUCAAAAACUAGCGGAAAGGAAAGGAAAAACCGACAAAGAAGUCGACGGCACUCGGAGUAACAUGCAGACUACAUGCCAUCAUGACUCAGUUUUGAUUCAAAUCAACCAUUCCUUCCUGCCCAUACUGUACUAUGUCCGAUGGUUUGCAGAAAAUCCAGCUAGGCUUCGUCGGCCUGUCAGAGGAGGGAUGGCCUGCGGAUGCCCUAGCACCGCCUCUGUUCGCCCCUCCUUUAUCUUCGAAGUACACUCUUGUCGCCGUGUCGACUACCAAUUCUCAGUCUGCCCAGGCGAGCGCGGCCAAGUACUCACAAAUCAGAAAUUUGUCCGAGCAUACAAAGAAUAUCGUUGUAAAACCCUAUCACGGUUCUGCGGAACACAUUGCUCUUGACAAGGAUGUAGGCAUGGUUGCAGUCGCAAUCAAGCCGAUCUACCAAAAGGACGCGGCGAUGGAGGUGAUCAAGGCUGGGAAAGAUCUCUUCAUCGAAUGGCCUGUUGGGAAGAAUCUAGAUGAAACGAAGCAAAUUUUCGAUGCUGCUAGGGAUAGAGGGAUUAAGACGAUCGUAGGAUGUCAAAUGAGAUUCGCUGGAUUCGCACUCAAAGUGAAAUCAAUGAUGUCCACAGGUGAGAUUGGGAAAAUACACUCUUCAAACUUUACCAUAUCCUUCAAUCGUGGAUGGGGCGCAACUGUUCUCGAUCUAUACAAACACCGGACUAGUGCCAAAAACAGUGCCACCUUACUCGACUCAGCAGGCGGGCAUGUAUUCGACCUCCUCUUACACAUCCUUGGACCUAUCACGUCCUUAUCUGCUGUGGUCAUGAACCACAUCCCAACAGUGACAGUUAUAGAUUCGACAACAGGAACGCCUACAGGGGAGACAGUCGUACAGGAAGGACCCACACAAAUCUGCGUUACCGGGAUCCUUCAGACAAGCACCACGAACGUGAAUCAUGGUGGAGUUCAAACUAUACAGACCCCGUUUAUUGUGCAUCUCCAAUCCGGGGUAAAAGAAGCGGAUUUCACUUGGGUAAUCAGUGGCGAAAAUGGAACCGUUCGCGUCCAGGCUGACGCCAAACUGGGUUUCUUUGAUCCUUGCCCUCCGAUGUAUUGGAAUGGAAAUAAGGUAGAAGGUCUACCGAAGGUUGAGCAGAGAAUUACUUCAGCAUGGGAGGCUUUUGCUGACGGAAAGAUCGAUACAUAUGCCAAUGUAGAAGAUGCAUUGAGGACAAAGACUGUGUUGGACGCAGUGAUGCGGAGUGCUGAGGAAGGAAAAAGGAUCGAUUUGCUGUGAUCCUAGAUUCUUCGUGACAUCGAGAAAAGCUCCGGCACCCGUUGGAUAAUCGUCGGUUAAAAUGGUUGCACAUCUAGAGAAAGGUACUGCCUAGUGCCUCGUAAGUAGAUAGCCUACAGUAUCAUA
Messenger RNA from Lentinula edodes (shiitake mushroom), 1423 nucleotides. RefSeq lists its product as uncharacterized. Lineage: Eukaryota; Fungi; Basidiomycota; Agaricomycetes; Agaricales; Omphalotaceae. The coding region runs from base 140 to 1297 and encodes 385 amino acids. Gene Ontology annotation, molecular function: nucleotide binding. The record is from RefSeq and is a predicted model, not a curated record. The transcript is spliced from 3 exons.